This is a messenger RNA of Cydia fagiglandana, 3919 nucleotides long. RefSeq names its product protein SCAI. The record is from RefSeq and is a predicted model, not a curated record. Gene Ontology annotation, cellular component: nucleus. The transcript is spliced from 10 exons. Gene Ontology annotation, biological process: DNA-templated transcription. Bases 950 to 2725 code for a protein of 591 amino acids. Gene Ontology annotation, molecular function: transcription corepressor activity. Lineage: Eukaryota; Metazoa; Arthropoda; Insecta; Lepidoptera; Tortricidae.
GGAUUGUCAAACCAAACAGAUUUAACACAGAUCGUGCCAGUGUGACCCAAUACCUAGCGAAGACCCAACUAUGCACUUGUGAUUAAUCCAAAUUUAAGUUAAUGAGUAUAUUUAUAUAUUGACAACAGCCGCAAACGAUAAAUGGAAACUCCAUAAAGGAAGUUAAGUGCGUUUCAUACCAACACCUCGCAAGAAGAACUUGUUGGAUUUCGGGAGAGAUAUCGUAUCUUUAUUCUCAACGCAAUAGAACGAAUGCAGAUCCGGCAUAUUAAUGGUGUCAACCGGUAUUAUAUUUAAAUUGUUGCGAUGAGCACGAUGCAAUCCAUUCACCUCUAUCGGUUAGAGUCACAAGAGAUUCUGUUAGCCAGACAUUACCUGAAAGUGGUAACUUAGUCGAGUGAUAAAGACAACGGUCGCAACCUGAAAUAAAAGGACAAGCGAAAUCACUGGAACGGCUCCCAAGUAAAUCACGCACACUUCACUGUCAAAAUAAACGAGAAUAUGCUGAAGAAACAGUAAAAACAGUAUUACUUACGUUUUGAUUCCACUCUUUCCACAACUAAAAAAAACAUUCCUCUUGAACGUGGCGGGAAGAAUCGCGAUAAAGCAUCAAGCCAUCUGGCUUAUCUAAGUUGUGAUCAAUUGAUAGAAACGGAAUAGGAAACAGACACGCAUAGGUUCGCUUCCAUUAAACCGAUGUACCAGGAACUUAUACCUGCUCUAAGCCAGUGUGCCCUUACUGGUUUUCGGACAGCGACCAAACUAAAAACGUUUAUCGAUUGUUUCAAGAAAUAGUAACAGUCAGCACAGUCAAAUUUAACUUGGGUCUUCCGUUUCUGACAUAUUGUAUAUUUUGCGCAGAGAUUCUUAUGUUUAAAUAACGCUACUUGUUUGGAAAAAGCUUGCAUUUAAGUAACCCAGCGCCUCAAAGUUUAAUUGUUACGAGCGAAUGGUUGCGAAUGUUGCAAUGAAUACCUCCCUUGAUGACCAUGGAAGAAAGGUCAUCAUUGAAUUUUGCCAUCUUCUCGAAAAAUCGAAACAGUUAUUUAACGGUUUAAGAGAACUUCCCCAAUACGGGCACAAACAAUGGCACUCACAUUUUGGCCGAACGUUCGAUGUGUAUACCAAACUUUGGAAGUUUCAACAGCAACACCGCGCUAUUCUUGACAGCAAAUAUGGUCUCAAACGGUGGCAGAUUGGGGAGAUUGCUUCGAAAAUUGGUCAACUUUACUAUCACUUCUACCUUAGAACAAGUGAGACGGCGUACCUCAAUGAAGCGUUUUCAUUUUACUACGCCAUAAGAGGACGGUGCUACUAUACAAAAGCGUGCAAAGAAGAUAAAUGUGAAUUAAUGGUCAAAAAAUUAAGAUAUUAUGCAAGAUUUAUUGUAGUAUGUUUGCUUCUCAAGAAAAUAAAAUUAGUUCGAGAGUUGAUUAAAGAGUUAGAUAGACAAAUAAUUGAAUAUGGGAACACGUAUGACCCAGAUGACCAAAUGGAGUGGACGGUUGUCGUAGACGAGGUAAAAGCUUUUAUUCAAGCGGAACCGGUCAUAUCGGUUAUACAUCCCGACAACCAUCCCGUGAUCCUUUCCCACAGGCUCAGCAGUCUGACUACCCCACCUGUAGAAAGAUCACCUCAAAUGACUCUGUCUCUUCAAGAAGUCUUGAUAAUAGGAAGUAGUUCACUGCAAGCCAAGUUUUCUGAACUCACCAUAGAUAUGUUCCGAAUGCUUCAAACGCUCGAGAGAGAACCGUCGGGGCAGCCGCAACACAUGUAUGACGACUCGCCGCGGCAACGAUUCAUUUCCAAUCCUACACUGCCUACAAGUAAAGGAUACAAUUUGGAGAAUGGUCCGCGACGUGACAGCCCUCACAAGUUUCUACUAUUCAAGCCAUCGCCAAGCCAAGUGCUAGUUUACCUGGCAAGUGGCUGCAACGACCUUCCUCCGAGCGGCGCUCUGCUGUUGUACAUCUCUGCAGAUGGGCAGAUAGUCCCAGCCUCAAAACACCCUGAAGAAAUGGGUUACGAGGUCGGUGGGCUUAUCACGACCUCUCGAAGUGACAUUCACAGGGACUGCGUGAAAGAACCAAAAAGCGCGGCCGCCGGCGUUUCGGCCCCCAAAUACAAGGAGCAGCAAUGCUUGCACCCCGGGGACCUGUACCCCUUCACGCGGAGACCGUUAUUCAUCAUCAUCGACUCGGACAACUCCUGUGUGUUCCAACACAUACCGCGUCACUUUGGACAACCUCUUGUUAUUUUAAUGUCGCCUUUAGAUGUCCCACAGCCGUUUCAAGAAAACAAACAGCAGGGCAACCUUUUCACCAUUUUCCUGACGACACCGUUGACUGCCUUCGCGUACAUCUGCGACAUACACACCAUGUCGUUAAACCACUGGGAUCGGGCUCAGGGAUUCGUCGAUACAUUCAUGGCUGAAGCAUCACAGAUUGUGACCAGAAGUCGCAUCGACAUAAUGUACAUAAUGUUCAUGGGCGACGAUUAUCUGAGGUUACUGCUGCUCCGCUUCGUGUUUUGCGAAGUGACGCUGCGGCUGCACCGGGCCUUCCGCUCCCGCACCCAGCUCACGCGCGCCUCGCCGCCUCUGCCCGAGGAGAUCCUCGAUCAUCCCACGCUGGUGCAUAUUGUGCUAGACCUGGCUAUGAAUUUACAGGCCCGCGGCCAUUUCCACGAUCCCGGGAGCGCCGGACCGUCGCAGGGCAAGGAUUGAUCCAGGGUAUCUUCCGUUACAUUCGCCAAGCAGUGAACAUUUCCUACACUCUUCCCUUCAUACAAAUUAGACAUAACUAUCCAUUUAUUAUACCUAUGUAUCGCACUUUACUUAUGCCAAGGCUUUUUCAAGUCAUGACGCGUUAAAUUUAUUCAAAUAUCUAUGAAAACAAUUAAGGUUCCUUAUGUAUCUUUACAAAGAUUACCACUUUCUAGCAAUUAAGAGAAAAUACCUCAAACUAUUAAACACUUCUAAGAAAGUUAUUCAAAGAUAUAGGUAUAUCUAUAUAGAUUUAUAUCUAUAUAUAAAUAGGUAAGCUUUAAAUACUGUUACAGAUUGCAUUGCGUUUUUUUGCCGAAUGUUGCAAAAUGAGUAAAUUAUAAUAAAAAAAACAAUAGUAAAUAGUUUUAAUAUAGUGAAUACCUAGAAAGGUAAAUUUUCGAAAAUGUCAAUAUCGAGCGAUUGUACCUAAUGUUGACUUUUGAAACCUUUUCCUGCUGUGAGGUAAGAAUUUGCUCAACGGAAUUGAUUUGUUAUGUAUAUAAAUAUAUUAUAAUUUAAGCUUAAGUAUAUAAAACUAGUAUAGUCAGAUCAAAAAUAUAAAGUAUAAUACAUUAGCAUUACAAUGAGCAAAAUAUUAUUAAAAUAAUGGAAUGCAUCUUAAAGUCGUACUUAGCAGAAAAUAAUAGUAUGACUUACAUAAGCACUUCUCACUUUUUAUUUUAAGGAUGACUCACCCUAUUGUAGAAAGGUCUGGGUUCGGGUCGGGCCGUCCAACACUUCAGUUUUCUAUAUCACGAGGUCACCGAACAGGCGAACAGGCGAACACCCGUCAUAAGAAACUAAGCGUCGGAAGCCUCGACCCGGGCCCGGGCUGGCCGUGCAUACUUUAUGAUACCUAUACGAUGACUGCUGCGAGGAAUACAAAGCAUUUAUCAAAUCAAUUAAUUGUUUUUGUAACACUUCCCAAAACUGCAGUUUUUAUAUGAGUACACUCCUAUAAAUAGGUAAGUUGCUUCAAUUUUAAAAAUUCCCAAUCUACACUUAUAUUUCACUUAAUUGAUGAGUUUAAUGAUAUUCAUAAUAUAAUAUUUCAAUUAGAUAUAUGUUUAUUUAUCCAUUGCUAUUUUUAUUUUUAAAUAUAUGUACCAUGUUGCCGUCUUUUUUAGCACUGAAACAGAAUAGAUACCUAAU